Funneliformis mosseae is the source of this 462-nucleotide messenger RNA. NCBI's taxonomy places the organism in Eukaryota, Fungi, Glomeromycota, Glomeromycetes, Glomerales, Glomeraceae. The record is from the annotation of a GenBank genome assembly.
UAUUACCAGUUGGAACUACUAGCGUUAAUUAUUUCAACACAUAAUAUUUACACAAAUGAGGAUUGGUCUCUUACCAGGAAAUGUCCUGUAGAUGCUGAUACAGUAACUAAUACACUGAAUAGUACCACAAAUAACAACAAUCCUAAAGUUCUUCCUGAUAUGAAUAUUAGCCAGAUCAUUUAUUUGUUUAAAAGGAAUUAUCCUACAGUUGUUCGAGAGCAACAGGAAUUGAUCUUUGAUACUUUGACUCAAGGAUCUGAUUCAGUUAGAAAUUAUUAUAGAAAGAUAAACAAAUAUGCUAGCUGGGUGAGAAUAUUUGAUCGUAAAAAAAGAAUACAAUUUAUACGUGAUUUGUCUCCUGAAAAUAAGUUGGAAAUGAAGCGACUGAGUUUAAACAAACCUUUAAAUAAAUUGAUUGAAACAUUGGAAGAGAUUGAAAUGAAAGGAAUAAUUUGCUUCUGA